Molecule: messenger RNA, 4767 nt
Organism: Nerophis ophidion (straightnose pipefish)
Lineage: Eukaryota; Metazoa; Chordata; Actinopteri; Syngnathiformes; Syngnathidae
Gene: tbx16
Product: T-box transcription factor 16
Biological process (GO): cell fate specification; pattern specification process; heart morphogenesis
Cellular component (GO): nucleus
Molecular function (GO): DNA-binding transcription factor activity, RNA polymerase II-specific; RNA polymerase II cis-regulatory region sequence-specific DNA binding
Source: RefSeq, a predicted model, not a curated record
AGAGUAUGUUAGAGUAUGGUACAGUGUGGUACAGUAUGGUAGAGUAUGGUGCAGUAUGGUACAGUAUGGUAGAGUAUGGUAGAGUAUGGUAGAGUAUGGUACAGUAUGGUAGAGUACGGUAGAGCUACAUGCCAGAUUUACACUUCAUGUCGGAAAAGGAGCAGGAAGAAGCUGACUUGAUGGAUCGCUUCCUCUUUUCUGUUUCCUAGCAUUCGCUAACACAUUUGUUUGUUUCGCCUCCUGUUGCCCAACCUGUGACACAAACAAAUAAACAAACAAAAAAAGUAAAUAAAUAACAAUAAAUAAAUACUUCCUUUUACUUUGUAAACACUUUUAGUUGAAACUGUUUCAUAAACAUGAUUAUAUAUUACACGUAUUUAUUGAUUUAAAUAAAAUAUAGUUUUUAUUCUUCCUUUUCUUCUUAAGAUUUUAGCGUACUUUCCCUUCCACAUUUUUCAGCCGAUUCAAAGCCUUCCAACUUCAAACUGUUCAGCCUAUUCGGGAAUUGCGGGCUUUCCUUUGGCAAAUUCCAAAAAUUCCCAGAUUUCCCAGAAUUCCAGGUUUUUCAGGACAUUUUUCCCAUUCCAAAUGAAUUGGCCAUUUUUCAAACUCUCACCAUUUCCACAUUUUUCCUCCCAUUCAAACCAUUCCACCUUCAACACAUUCCACCAUUCUGGAAAUUCAAACUAUCAUUUUUCCAACUUCUAAAAUUGUCCAGGAUUUCCCAGAAUUCCUGCAUUUCCAAAGCCCUACUUCCACCUUCUUUUCUAGCGACUACUCCUUCCACAUUUUUCAACGCAUUUCAGCCGUUCUACCGUCAAAACAUUCCUCUUAAUCGGGACAAAAAAUGAAGUUAUUUUUUAAACUGAAAAAUUCCCAGUUUUUCCCAAAUUCCAGGAAUUCCGUAAUACUAUUUCUCAAUUCAACAUGUUACUACUUCAACAUUUCUCGACCAAUUUAAAAAAAAUGAAACACCAGCCAUUUCAAGUUUUUUACCAUUCAAAAAACAUUCCCACUUUUCCUGAAAUUCCCAAUUUUUUUCUGAAAAUCCCAUUGAAAUGAGUGGGACGUUCUUCAAAGUUGCACAAUUGCCACAUUUUUCCUCCCAUUCAAACCAUUCCACCUUUAACACAUUCAACUCAUCCUGGACAUUCAAACUAUCAUUUUUCCACCUUCAACAAAAUUCCAGGAAUUGCUGUUUUGGGGUUUUUUUUUACCUUGUUUCCAAUGUUUACGUUUGACUAUUCCUUUUCCUUUUUUCAUCCCAUUUCAGCUGUUCCACAGAUUAAUUAUUUGAAUUAGUCAGGAACUAGAAACAUUCCCAGUUUUCCCAAAAUUCCAGGAAUUGCAUCAUAAAAUUUCUCAAUUAAAAAACUGUUACUAAUUCAAAAUUUCUUGACAAUUUAAACGAUUCCAACACCAGUGGGUUGUGCUUACCGACCUCAAAGCUAUUUAAUUUGGUACAUGGUGAAAUGAUAAGUGUGACCAGUAGAUGGCAGUCAAACAUAAGAGAUAUGACUCAAGCAAACAACACCAACAUUUUAUACGUUCCAUUAAAAAUAUAGAACAUUACGCAGGGUGCUCAAAAUACCAAAUAAAAUACUAAAAUACUUGGUUUUUGUUGGUGGUGCGUUCCAAAGGGUCUGCAGGAAAAGAACAUUGCAAGAAAAAAUGCUAAAUUGUUCUUUUAAGAAAUAAUGUAAAUCCGAUUACUCAGUUACGGACGCCCAAAAAUAUGAACACAAACUAAUAUUUUAGAGAAUUUUUUUGGAGAUUGAUCACAUGAGUUUAUUCGCUAUUUUGGACGGCUGACCAAUGAUUUUAAUUUUUUAUUAUCCAAAAUACAUCAUGAAAAUCAAACUGUUUUUCAGCUCCAGUUAUUGUUGUUCGACACAAAAAAAAUAAUGCUUUGGUCAAUUUUGUUUUUUUAUUUCAAAAUAAAAUGUAAAUAAAACAAUGUUUUUUUGUUUUUUAAACGACCAUUCAUGAAAAUACAUUUUAAUGACCCAAACAUACUUUGACCUUGAACUCCAAAAGACAGUUUGUGUAACAUUUUUUAUACUUUUUGUGUUUAAUUUUAUUGUGCAGCGGGCUAAUAAAAAAUGGCACAAAGGUACAAUUAAAACAAGACUAGAGCACCUUGCUUUUCGUUAGUGGUGCGUUCCGAAAGGGCCGCGGGAAAAAACUUUGCAAGAAAAAGUGCUAAAUGGUUCCUUAAAGAAAUAACGUCCAGCCAAUGACUGAGAGGACAAAGUAACAUUGUUGAGAGUUUGCAGCUUGGAGAGCCGGCCUUCCUCUGCCCGUCCACACUUUGGCAAGGGGAAGUCAAUGGUUCACUUAGCACGUAGCGCCAACACACUCCUUUUCUGGGACUUGGCAAGGUGAAGUCAAUGGUUCACUUAGCACCUAGCGCCAACACACUCCUUUUCUGGGACUUGGCAAGGUGAAGUCAAUGGUUCACUUAGCACGUAGCGCCAACACACUCCUUUUCUGGGACUUGGCAAGGUGAAGUCAAUGGUUCACUUAGCACGUAGCGCCAACACACUCCUUUUCUGGGACUUGGCAAGGUGAAGUCAAUGGUUCACUUAGCACGUAGCGCCAACACACUCCUUUUCUGGGACUUGGCAAGGUGAAGUCAAUGGUUCACUUAGCACGUAGCGCCAACACACUCCUUUUCUGGGACUUGGCAAGGUGAAGUCAAUGGUUCACUUAGCACGUAGCGCCAACACACUCCUUUUCUGGGACUUGGCAAGGUGAAGUCAAUGGUUCACUUAGCACGUAGCGCCAACACACUCCUUUUCUGGGACUUGGCAAGGUGAAGUCAAUGGUUCACUUAGCACGUAGCGCCAACACACUCCUUUUCUGGGACUUGGCAAGGUGAAGUCAAUGGUUCACUUAGCACGUAGCGCCAACACACUCCAUUUCACAGUCGCUGCGGUGCCUGGUCGCUGCGUCCAUAUUUGUUUAAAAGUCUCUUAGCAGUUAAUAAAGAUGCAUUUCCUCCGUCCCUCUUCCUGUGGGGACACUAUCAGGGCUCUGUUAAGUUUCUUUGAUUUCUGCCAGCCUCCAAUCACAGCCGCUCAUUGUGUCACUUCAAAGCCUGGGAAUGGCCGUCCUGACCCCGCCCACUAAACAGCCCCCUUAAAAGUCUCGCUGGUCUCGAAGCCGGGGACUGAAGGGAGCUGACAUCUGACUGGGAUUCUUGAGGCCGCACUGGAUACCGCCGACUGUUGGACUUUUUAUUCGGUCCGAAGAAUGCAGUCCGUCAGAGACCUGAAGAGCAACUUGAGCGGGCCUCCUCCUUCCUCCGCCUCGGCGUCGGGCGCUGAUGCUUAUCUCCAAGGCAACAUCCGCAUGACUCUGGAGGACCCCGAGCUGUGGAGGGCCUUCCACCAGAUCGGAACAGAGAUGAUCAUCACCAAACCCGGCAGGAGAAUGUUCCCGCACUGCAAGGUGAAUCUCUCGGGUCUGAUUCCGUGCGCCAAGUACAUCCUGCUGGUGGACAUGGUUCCGCAGGACGGCUUCAGAUACAAGUGGAAUAAAGAGAAAUGGGAGGUGGCGGGAAAAGCGGAGCCUCAGCCGCCCUGCAGGACUUACCUGCACCCCGACUCUCCGGCCCCCGGGAGCCACUGGAUGAAGCAAUCCAUCUCCUUCCUCAAGCUCAAGCUCACCAACAACACGCUGGACCAGCACGGCCACAUCAUCUUGCACUCCAUGCACUGCUACCAGCCGCGCUUCCACAUCGUCCAGGCCGACGACCUCUUCAGCGUCCGCUGGGGAGUUUUCCAGACCUUCACCUUCCCGGAGACCAGCUUCACAGCCGUCACCGCCUACCAGAACACCAAGAUCACUAAACUGAAGAUCGAUCACAACCCGUUUGCCAAAGGGUUCCGUGACGAGGGCACCACCAAGAAAAGGCGUGCAAACAAGAACCCCUGCGGUCUGGAAAAGCGAGCCAAGAUGUCGGACAUGAACAGAGAGUCUGAAGAGGACAGUCCAUCAGACUUCUGCCGCUCCUCUUUUGAGGCAGACGAUGGCGAGCUGAGAAAGAGGAAGGUGGCGGACGACAUCAAGGAGGAGGUGAAGGAGGAGCGAUACUCGCCCUGGUCUGUGGAUCCUGAGCACGGCGCCAAGAACGCCUCUCCUCCUGCUGCCGAGUCCCGGGAUCUUUACAGUGCUGAGCAGCUGGUUCCUGCUCCCGCUAACUACCAGCCUUACAGGGUCCACGAGUACGGAAAGUCCCCCUCCCCGUCCUCCAGCAGGACCGGCGGAACAGGACGCAGCAAUUUCGAGUCCAGGGUCCCCGACGUCGCCACCGUCCCCGAUCAUGACUCGCCAAAGCCCCGCCCUCACGAGGUGGCCCCCUCCUCCCUCGCCCCCCAGGACUACCCCGGGGUGCUCAGCAUGACCGCGGCGCCAGCCGGCAAGCCGGGCGUCAUCGGCCACCACAUCUACGGCCCCUACGGCGGCGAGCAGCCCCUGAGCCAGUGGAGCGGCCCCGGGCCGGCCCAGUACCCGCCUCCUCACCACAUGAGCGCCGAUUACACCACGCAGGCUGUGCAUCACGGCUAUCACCAUGGCAACGUGGCCGAGUGGAGCCAGUACCCGCUGUUCUCCUAUUCCUGCUGGUGAGGGCCCCUGAGGGCCCGCCGCUAAUACAACAAGAGUGCAAUGUCACACCUGGGAUUGAUUUUAUUGUGGAGUUGUUUAUUUAUUUUCCAUUUCAUUCCAUCCUCAAGCCAAUGUAUUAUUUUUGUAAAAAAACUA